UAACAAUCACAUCGUUAUCAUCCAAAUGCUUAAAAAAAAGUUGUGUUUCAGUGAGCCCCGUUUACCUUUUCAUUUUUUUCCUUUUCUGCGUCCCAUGACUCCUCGGCUGGGCGCAUCCUGAGUCUGGUACACCCCUCCUGCUGCAGACAACGCAGCCGUGGCGCACGGAGCCCGAGGACCACAGCUGAUCAGCAACACUCUCUAACACUCUCACACUCCUGUCGUCCUCCUCCUCCUCCUCCUCCUCCUCCUCCUCCUCAGACAGGCGGGUUCAGAGCCUGCAGCACCCCGUCCAUAGCGCUGCACCAUGCGGCCACGGAAUAGCAGACCAGGUGGGAUUAUGUCGCGCUUCGCCAUCGUCCUUCUGAUCUUCUGCGGGACGCGUGGAGAAGAGGCAUGUGACAGCCCGCUGAUAUCCAAUCUGAUGCCGUCGUCCUUCACAAGCUCCUCCCAGUUGUCCAGCAGCCAUGGCCCAGAGUUUGCCAAGGUCAACAAGAGAGAAGGUACAGAUGAGUCCUCAGUCAGCCAGCAGCAGGUGGCCCUUGGCAGCCUGCUGGACGACCAGCACUGGCACCAGGUCAAGGUGGAGCUCUUCAAAGCUCACUUCAACAUCACCUUGGACAGCAACGCGCGGCAGACCCAGGUCCCCACCGAGCCCGCUCUCUGGGACGUCCGACAGAUCAGUGUGGGAGUCGCUCCAAGCCGUCCGCAGAGAGCAGUGGUGUCGGAGAACUUCCACGGCUGCGUGGAGAACCUGCUCUACAACGACCUCAACCUGAUAGACCUGGCUAUCCAGCAGGACCCCCAGGUAGCCACCACGGGGGACGUGACCUUCUCCUGCACCGAGCCCCUCUCCAUCGCCGCCACCUUCGUCGGGCCCCAGAGCUUCCUCCGGUUACCGGGGGCGACGGAGGCGCGGUCGCCGGGGCUGAUGUCCGUGGGGCUCCAGUUCCGGACGUGGAACGCCGCUGGGUUGCUGCUGACGUUCCGGCGCCCCCCUGGGGAGGGGGCGGGGCCGGAGGCCGGGGGGGACGUGUGGCUGCACCUGAGGAAGGCCGCGCUCCACCUGGGGGGUCGCCACGCCGACGGAACCCCGCUGGAGCUCAGCGCAGGCGUGGGUCUGAGUGACGGGCAGUGGCACUCUGUGGAGCUGAGCUUCAGAGCAGACGGCGUGAGGCUCUCGGUGGACGGAGCGGGGGGUUCCAGGGCUGACGCCAGCGGCCUGCUCCAGCUCCCCACAGAGAGAGACCUCUUCUUUGGGGGCUGUCCGGCAGAGGGGGGCGGUCAAGACUGUCACAACCCCUUCACCGUCUUCCAGGGGUGCAUGCGCCUCCUGACUCUGGACAACCGACCUGUGGAUCUGAUCAAGGUGCAGCAAAGGCUGCUGGGUAACUACAGCCACCUGCAGAUCGACAUGUGUGGCAUCACGGACAGGUGUUCCCCCAGUCACUGUGAGCAUGGCGGCAGCUGCACCCAGUCCUGGAGCUCGUUCCACUGUAACUGUUCCUCCACCGGAUACAGCGGAGCCACCUGCCACAGCUCCAUAUAUGGGCAGUCAUGUGAAGCAUACCGACACCAGGGCAACCGAUCUGGACAUUACCACGUAGACAUCGACGGCAGUGGACCCAUUAAACCCCAGCUCAUCUACUGCAACAUGACAGAGGACCAGACGUGGAUGGUUCUGAAGCACAACAACACGGAGCUCACCCCCCUCCGGCCGCCCCCAUCGGGGGGGCCGCAUCACGCCUCCUUCGACUACGCCUCCGAAGAGGAGCAGCUGACCGCCAUCAUCAGCCAAUCAGAGCACUGUGAGCAGGAACUGUCCUACUACUGCAGGAAGUCCCGCCUCCUCAACACACCGGAGGGCCCGGCCUCCAGCUGGUGGGUCGGGGGUCCAUCUCCAGGGGCGACCCAGACCCACUGGGGGGGCGCGGUGCCGGGCAGCCAGCAGUGCGCCUGCGGCCUGCAGGAGAACUGCCUCCACCCCCGGCACCUCUGCAACUGUGACGCUGACCAGCCACAAUGGGCAAACGACUCGGGGCUGCUGACCAAUAAGGAGACACUACCCCUCCGAUCUCUGGUGCUGGGGGACAUCCAGAGGCCUGGCUCUGAGGCCGCCUACAGGGUCGGGCCCCUACGUUGUCACGGUGACAAGAGCUACUGGAACGCAGCGUCCUUCGACACGGAGACUUCCUACCUCCACUUCCCCGCCUUUCACGCCGAGCUGAGCGCCGAAAUCUCCUUCCUGUUCAAGACCACCGCUUCCUCCGGAGUCUUCCUGGAGAACCUGGGGAUCAAGGACUUCAUCCGCAUUGAGCUCAGCUCCUCCACCAAGGUGGUCUUCUCCUUCGACGUGGGGAACGGCCCUCUGAGGGUGCGGGUGGACGCGGGGGUCCCGCUCAACGACGACCGCUGGCACGCGGUGCGGGCCGAGCGCAACGUGAGGGAGGCGGCGCUGCGCGUGGACGCGCUGCCCGCCGCCGCGCUGCAGGCCCCCGCAGACGGACACAUCAGCCUGCAGCUCAACAGCCAGCUCUUCAUAGGCGGCACGGCGUCCCGGCAGAAGGGCUUCCGGGGCUGCCUGCGCUCGCUGCAGCUGAACGGGGUCACCCUGGACCUGGAGGCGAGGGCCGCCAUCACCCCGGGGGUCCGGCCCGGCUGCCCCGGACACUGCAGCACCUACGGCGCGCUGUGCGUCAACGGGGGGCGCUGCCAGGAGAGGCCCAAGGGCUUCGCCUGUGACUGCGGCCCCUCGGCCUUCACUGGAACCUUCUGUCACCAAGAGCUGUCGGCCAGCUUCACGUCGGCCACCGCGGUGCGCUACGCCCUCCGAGAGCCCCGGCACCCGGGUAGGAACCAGAGCGCCCUGCCCGCCCCCCCGCUCCCCGCCCUGCCCCUGAGGGGGGAGGAGGUGUCCCUGAGCUUCAGGACCAGCCAGAGCCCCGCUCUGCUCCUCUACGCCUCCUCGUCCCACCACCGGGAGUACCUGGCGCUGGUCCUCAGCGGAGAUGACAAGGUGGAGGUGCGGUACAGGCUGCACAGCGGCAGAGAGGUGGAGGUGUUGAGGAGUGACGUGGCUCACCUGGCUAAUGGCCAGCUCCACACAGCUUCUGUCAGGAGGCGGGCAGACACCGUCUCCAUCCAGGUGGACCAACAUGCUAGAGAAGACUUCAACCUGUCCUCUGAUGUGGAUUUCAACGACUUUGAGUCUCUUACUUUAGGGAGAGUGCUAGGGUCUUCUGAGAUGGACCACGAGAUGGCUCUGCUGGCCUCCAGGGGGUUCACGGGCUGUCUGUCGGGGGUCCUCUUCAACUCCAUCAGCCCGCUGAAGGCCGCCCUGCUGCACCCGGACACGGCCCCCGUCAGCGUCAGCGGGCCCCUGGCCCGGUCCCGCUGCGGGGCCCCCCCUCCAGCCAGGCCCUACACCUCCCAGACCACCCACUCCCUCCCAGACCUGUCGGGCUCCGUGGGCCCCGGCCAGCCGCUAGUCAACGCCAUCAGGAGCGAGUCGGCCCUGAUUGGAGGCCUGAUCGCCGUGGGGGUCUUCGUGGGUCUGUGUGCGCUGGCCGUCGCCGUGCGUCUGCUGCACCGGAGACGAGACGCCUGCCGCGGGCCCGAGACAAAGGGGGCCCCCUCAGGGGAGGAGGCCCCCCGGGAGUUCCCCUUUAGCGGCCAGGCUGACUCGGAGAACGACUCCUUUGAGAGCCCCAAGGAGUUCUUUAUUUAGUGGCCCCCACGGACCCCCCCACUGUGUGCUGGAGAAGAGGGGCGGCUGCCAUGUGGGGGCCCCCAGAUAUCCACAGAGAACAAAACAGCAAAAUAAACGUCUCGUCCCCUGGGAUCAGGGAAACGGCGAGCUAAGAACACAAACUAAGAAGACCGUCCUUCUUGUUAGUUGUGUUGUGUAUAUAGUGUAUAUUAAUGUAAUGAUCACUGUAAAUGUGACCAACCAAUGUGCUGGACUGUGGUAUUGAAAAUGGUAUUUGUCAUAUGGAGUAUGAGUAUGGAUAAAUAUUCUAGUAUCUAUUCGGUGAACCAGAAAAUUUGCAGUUUGGGCCACAAUGAUUGACUCUAAUGCAAAUACAGAAGCACAUUCAGAACUAAUAACGUAUAACGUGAUGUAAAAUACUUUAUUUAUUUAAAUGUCUUUCUCUCAAGGUUUUACAAGGUAUCAACGUCAAUUGUGCUUUGUGUUUGUUUGUGUUUUGUGUUUUGUGUGUGUGUGUGUGUGUGUGUGUGUGUGUGUGUGUGUGUGUGUGUGUGUGUGUGUGUGUGUGUGUGUGUGUGUGUGUGUGUGUGUGUGUGUGUGUGUGUGUGUGUGUGUGUGUGUGUGUGUGGUACCCUCAAUGAAAAAUGGGACUGUGACUGUCACCUUUGUGUCUAACUGUAUUUGUUGUAAAGCUAAACUGUGUUCGUCUGAAAGAACAAUUUUUGUAUUCUGAGGUUUGCCACAAAGGGCACAAGAAGAAAAGAUAGGUUCUCAGCAAAAAAUAUGUCAAUAUGGAGCAAAUCUAAAGUUAGCUUUCUCUGCUGACAUUUUCAGCAUGCCUCGAAGAUUAACACAUUAAAUAACCAUUCUCGUUCCCUUACCAACAACAAUCUUUUGACUUCCUAGAUGUAAGCUAGCCGUUGAUUUGAAGUAUUUGUUUGCGAUUGACUUGCUUCAUACGUUUAUUAUUGCAGAAAACACUAAUUGUCCACUUGGACCAUGUCCAACAGAAGACCAUCUACCCCUCAUCGAUCCCAUUAGUCUCGUAUCGAUGUCACUGCAAAAGCAGCACAGAAAAGAGUAGACUGCUUCUGGAACGUGGCUGGAAAGAACUGGAUUUAUAUACUUCAAAGGCAGACUUGGUAUUUCCUAUUUUGUUUUGUUGUGACUAUAUUGGUCAGGGUUAACCCAUGAUAUAAUUCUGGGUUGAUAUAAUAAUAAUAAUUUUCAAUAAAAAUAAUGAGUGAAGAAUUAAAGAAAACA
Messenger RNA from Gadus morhua (Atlantic cod), 4972 nucleotides. Its product is annotated as contactin-associated protein-like 4. Lineage: Eukaryota; Metazoa; Chordata; Actinopteri; Gadiformes; Gadidae. The record is from RefSeq and is a predicted model, not a curated record.